GGGGUAGGAGGGUGCCGUAAGGGUAGGGGGUGGGUGGUUUAUCGGCGUAUACACAGUACGAGGGAGAGGACGGCGAAGAGAAUCAGAGGAACGCGAGGCUCCGGGUGGUCCAGCGCGAAAAGUCGUGUGCUGUUUCGAGCGUUGAGAACGCGUUCACGUAACGGAAGAAUAGUUGGCCCUCACGGUACAUGUAACGUUUCGUUCAAUUUUACGUUUUGAAUAUCGCGAUUAUCGAGUUACCGAUGUAUAUUUUUGCGUCUCGUGAUUAUCAAUUGGUGUCGUGAACGUUGGUCCGUCGUUGGUGAUCGGGUCGAUCCUCGUUGCGCUAUAUCUCUGAACGUGGUCGUGCGAUGAUUCGACGAGAGAGAGCCAGUAAGUUGGCGACGUGGUGCUAGAUUGUCGAUGCGGUACUCGCGACACCCUACUCGCCGACCUUCGUGAUUCUCGCUCCUCCGGUGUCUCCGCGUCAUCGAUCCUCUUUGGGUGACAGUGAUCGAGUCUUCGUUCCGGAAGGAUGUAAACUGGUGGAAUUUCCGGCGGUGGAGAAUAUCGAGGAAGAAACGGGAGAAGAAGAGACGCGUGAAUUGGAUCUGCAAGGAAGAAGAGUGUAUAUCUCGAAAGAUGAAUAAACACGAGACCCUCCUAAAUUAAUCUGUACUUCGAGAAGAUCGAGAGUGAACGGAAAGUCGCGUAAUUAAGUGAAAGUCUGAAAAGCACGCGAAUCUGUUGGAUUUGUUCGUGGAAUUUCUUCGUAGUCUGGUUGAACGAGUGGCGAGAGAAUCGAAAGGCGUUCCAGAAGCGUAAAAAUAGGCACGGGCAUAUUUGUGUGAUGAUUCGAUGUACGACGGAAGAGAAUUCAAGGGUCAAGUUGCUGUUUUAUGAUUCCGUCCCGUUUCUCGAAAUAUCCACGUGAAAAGGAGGGAAGAAGGAACGAUCGCGGGCGUAGCGGUUCUUUUAAAGAACGACCACGUGAAAGAUAAAGGUUGAGAAACUCGACGUCGAUUGCUUCAAAUGGAAGAACUAGCGUUUUCAUCCGAUCAACGUCAUCCGAUAUCUGGACGAUAAGUCAGCCAACUGAACGACCGCGAGAGCCGUCUCGUCGGAUUGUCCGCCCGAGAUCGAUCGAUUCGUCUAUUUUUCCUUGGUUUUUCGGUCGUUUGAAAGAUCGCGAGGCUGGAUUGUGAGACAUGGAUGCCUUGCAAUUGCAAGCAGCCCUGGUGAAGCUGGAUCCAGCCACCACGGUGACGCCGAUCGGCUCGAACGUGAAAAUGCUGCCGGCUCAUCAUCGUAUCGCGUUCACGGUCGAUUUGGACGAGAACGAUAUAACGUUGGAAAACGCGACGCAAAACGACGAGAAAUCGAACAACAUGGCUAUGCAGACGAACAACGCCUCUAGAAAGCUUCACAACAAUUGCUCGGCCCAGCUGACCGUACCAGGCCAUCAGAAUCAUCCUAACAACCGGCAGAUAGCGGUGUCCAAGUGCGAAAUGGCGGAGGUCAGGUGACGCCAGCCUGGCUACGACCUUAUCUUUUAUCACACUUAUCCACCGCACAGGGGCAGCAAGUAUCAUGCUAAGCAUCACGCUAAGGAGAUGAGACAUCAUCAUCAUCAUACAAUGCAUCAUCAGCAUCACAGAUC
This is a messenger RNA of Bombus impatiens (common eastern bumble bee), 1639 nucleotides long. RefSeq lists its product as uncharacterized. The coding region runs from base 1188 to 1505 and encodes 105 amino acids. Lineage: Eukaryota; Metazoa; Arthropoda; Insecta; Hymenoptera; Apidae. The record is from RefSeq and is a predicted model, not a curated record. The transcript is spliced from 2 exons.